Parnassius apollo (apollo) is the source of this 1338-nucleotide messenger RNA. Lineage: Eukaryota; Metazoa; Arthropoda; Insecta; Lepidoptera; Papilionidae. The record is from the annotation of a GenBank genome assembly.
AUGUCUGGGUCAUCGUAUCAGCAAUUCCAGGCAUCGGUGAACGAUGCUUGGGAUCUUGGCGACGACGACAUUAUAUCCGGCAUCGCGGAGACAAAGAUAUCGAGGGCCAUAUCAGAAACUGCAGCUUUAAACGUUAUAAAUUCUCACAGAAACAGCACUAAGAACGUAAACAAAAGUGACGUCAAAGUUGAAAGUGAAAAUUUGAAGCCUAAAGAAGAGGCGUUGGCUGUGCGUAAAAAUGAAAUAAAAAGGACUGGAGGAGGCGUUGGCAGUAGUUCUGGGCUUAUAAGGCAUUAUCCAGGUCGUCCACGUCCUGUCAGACUAUCUGCAUUAGCUUCGCGAGAAGAGAGUAGUGAGUCCAAAUUAGAAAGGUUCCAGCAAUUACUUGAGAAUCCUGUGUUAGACUUGGAUGAACUGAAGCAGCUGAGCUGGUCAGGCAUUCCCACCAAAGCUAGAGCUGUGACAUGGAGACUUCUUGCCGGCUAUUUACCGGCGAAUACCGAACGACGUGCGGAGACCCUCGAGCGCAAACGAGCUGAUUACAAGCACCUCGUGAAGCAAUACUACGACUCUGAGCGAGAGGAGGAUACAUACAGGCAGAUACAUAUCGAUAUACCGCGGAUGAGCCCACUUGUGGCCUUGUUUCAACAGAACACUGUACAGGUGAUGUUUGAACGUAUCCUUUAUAUAUGGGCGAUACGUCACCCGGCAUCGGGCUACGUUCAAGGCAUUAACGACCUGGUGACUCCAUUCUUCAUGGUUUUCCUCCAAGAGGCCGCGCCGGGGAAGGAGCUCGACAACUUUCCCCUUGACAAGUUGAGUGAAGAGCAGCGAAAUAUUAUAGAAGCUGAUUCUUUCUGGUGCUUGUCGAAGUUCCUGGACAGUAUACAGGAUAACUAUAUUUUUGCACAACUUGGUAUACAGUAUAAGGUAAAUCAGUUAAAAGAGCUGAUUCGACGCAUAGAUCUCCCGUUGCACGAACACCUACAAACGCACGGUGUGGACUACCUUCAGUUCUCCUUUCGCUGGAUGAACAACCUUCUCACAAGAGAAAUACCUUUGCCCUGCACCAUUCGUCUAUGGGACACGUAUUUAGCGGAGUCGGAUGGUUUCGCCAUCUUCCAAUUAUACGUUUGCGCGGCGUUCCUCCUUCACUGGCGCGAAAAAUUAAUGCUCGAAAAGGACUUUCAAGGAUUGAUGAUAUUACUCCAGAAUGUUCCGACACAAAAUUGGACGGACUCGAAUAUAAGUGUUUUGGUAGCGGAGGCGUAUAGGCUGAAAUUCGCUUUCGCUGAUGCUCCAAAUCAUUUGCACAACGCGGGAAAAUCGGACAGAUGA